GCCUCCAUUUCAGGCAUAAACCUAUACUCAAGCAUUUUGAAUACCACCGCGGAUAACGUGUUAUCGUUUUGAUGUUUGCAGAAAAGAACAAGACAAAUGUCAUAAUUGCCACUAUUGUUUUUGUUUUUUCCUCUCAUUAAGUUUUCGAAAAUGUCGCUGUCGGCUGAUAAAAGGGAGUUGUUGGCUGUUUUAAAGCUUAUAAGAAGAUAUAAUUUGAAGGGCACAGAAGAGCUCCUACGACAGGAAGCGAACCUCGCGGAAGAUGCCGACGAUAGUGCCGGAACUGAUGUUGAUUGCGUUUUGUCCGCCUAUGAAGGAGAAGGCGAUCCCGAAAUCUUCGAGAAUGCCUACGCCGAGCUCAGAAACUUCGUCGAAGAAUCGCUGGAUAUCUACAAACAUGAACUUGCCUUGGUUUUGUACCCAAUCUUGGCCCACAUCUAUAUUAAACUCAUGCAGAACGGCCAUUGCGAUGCUGCCAAGCGAAUCCUGGAGAAGUUCGGACCCGAGCAGGAGCACUAUUUCCAAGAAGAUAUUCAGAAUUUGUUGCAAAUUACAAACCGGCAGCAGCUAGAGGGUAGUGACCUGGUCAAUGCUCUGGAAAACGAAAAGUUUAUAAUCCGCAUGUCGCGGGAUACUUUGUCGUUACUAAAGCGGCACAUUCAAGACAAAAAGACUGACACCAUUUCGCAAAUCGUGAACAAGCAUCUAUACUUUGACUUGUACGAGGGAGUGGCGAGAAGCAAAGGACAGUGCGAAGCCUCAGCUGGCGCGAUGACGGGUGAAGCGAAGCGGCAAGACAAUAAAGUGCGCGUCUACUAUGGUUUGCUAAAAGAGGUAGAUUUCCAAACUUUGACCACCCCUCCGGAAGAGGAGGACGACCUAGAUCCUGACGCCCCAGACAAACCUAAGAAAAAGAAGUCAAAGAAAGAUCCCCUUUUCUCGAAAAAGUCGAAAUCGGAUCCGAAUGCUCCACCCCACGACCGGAUCCCACUGCCAGAGCUCAAAGACGCCGACAAAUUGGAGAAAAUGAAAGCGUUACGAGAAGCCUCGAAAAGAGUAAAUUUGGGGAAGGACAGCCUCCCAUCAGUAUGCUUCUAUACGGUUCUAAAUGCAGCGAACGCAGUGACAUGCACGGAAAUUUCAGACGAUUCAAGUAUGAUGGCAGUUGGUUUCGCCGAUGCGACUAUAAAAGUUUGGUCCUUAACGCCAUCUAAAUUGCGGGAAAUGAAGCCAGCCGACCAACUGAAGGAGAUUGAUCGUGAUGCAGAUGACGUGCUAGUUCGCAUGAUGGAUGACCGCACCGCAGAAACAUGUCGGAUGCUCCUCGGACAUAGUGGUCCUAUUUAUCGAUGCGCCUUUUCGCCAGACCGGACUCUCCUACUUUCCUGCUCCGAAGAUGCUACGAUUCGACUUUGGUCGUUUAAUACGUGGACCUGUGUAGUGGUUUACAAAGGACAUCAGUUCCCAAUUUGGGAUGUCAGAUUCUCGCCACAUGGUUACUACUUUGCUUCAUGCUCGCAUGAUAAAACCGCACGACUGUGGGCAACCGAUUCCCAUCAACCGUUACGAAUAUUCGCGGGUCAUUUAUCAGAUGUUGAUGUCGUUCAAUUUCAUCCUAAUUCGAACUACAUUGCCACAGGAUCGAGCGAUAGGACAGUUAGACUCUGGGAUGUAUUGACUGGUAAUUACGUGAGGCUUAUGACAGGUCAUAAGGCGUGUGUUUACAGUCUUGCCUUCUCUAUGUGCGGGAGAUAUUUAGCGUCGGGCUCAUCAGACCAUCGCGUUCUCAUCUGGGAUCUAUCUCAUGGUCAAUUGAUCGCGUCUUUGGCCAACCAUUCGGACUCGAUCCACUGCUUAUGUUUUAGUAGAGAUGGGACUAUCUUAGCAUCAGGUUCUCUGGAUUGCACUCUAAAAUUAUGGGAUUUCAGCAAACUGUCCGAAGAUUACGCCUCACAAACGGCGAAUGCAUCGCAUAAUCCUGAUGUGAAAGAUGGCGAUGUAUACUUACUAAGAUCUUUCCCCACUAAAUCAUCUCCUUUCAUUAGUCUUCAUUUCACUCGAAGAAAUCUGCUUUUAGCUGUAGGAAUGUUCAAAAGUUAAAUACAUCAGAGCUUAAAUAUACGAGAAGAACCCAAUAAAAUCAUUGCAAAGUCUACGACGUUCACUUAUGUAGAAGUCGUUUUUACAUUUUCAAAUAAAUUACUAGAAUCAGU
This is a messenger RNA of Hermetia illucens (black soldier fly), 2213 nucleotides long. It is a transcript of the gene Taf5, whose product is annotated as transcription initiation factor TFIID subunit 5. Gene Ontology annotation, biological process: transcription initiation at RNA polymerase II promoter. The record is from RefSeq and is a predicted model, not a curated record. Lineage: Eukaryota; Metazoa; Arthropoda; Insecta; Diptera; Stratiomyidae. Gene Ontology annotation, cellular component: transcription factor TFIID complex. Bases 151 to 2100 code for a protein of 649 amino acids. The transcript is spliced from 8 exons. Gene Ontology annotation, molecular function: RNA polymerase II general transcription initiation factor activity; protein binding.